Molecule: messenger RNA, 4885 nt
Organism: Epinephelus lanceolatus (giant grouper)
Lineage: Eukaryota; Metazoa; Chordata; Actinopteri; Perciformes; Serranidae
Gene: slco5a1
Product: solute carrier organic anion transporter family member 5A1
Biological process (GO): transmembrane transport; sodium-independent organic anion transport
Cellular component (GO): basolateral plasma membrane
Molecular function (GO): protein binding
Source: RefSeq, a predicted model, not a curated record
AGAUUUCAUUCACUGAGUGGCCGCUCCAUGGAGAACAACAGGCUACCUCCCUCUGUCCUGUGAUGCUGCACAGCUAUGGGACAAAGGAAACAAAAAGCCCCUAUGAAUCCAGCUAUCUAACAAAGAGCCAUAAAAGCAACACCUACAAGGGGUCAUAAAUUAGGGGAGUACUGUAAAGACAUCACCUUUUUGUUAUUUGUAUGUUUCUUUUUUAUUAUUAGAAACUAUUUAUUAAAAACAGUUCACACAUUAGACAAUAUUGUGAAGUGUUAGGGGGGUGAUGUUCAGCUGUAUCCAGUCAUGAUGUCACCAGUGGCCAGUGGCUUGUAAGAAUAUUUUGGAGCUAAGGUGACAGAGAGGAGCUGCUGUGAAUGGCUAUGUGGAACAAAACAUGCACAUAACCAGAGGGGUUCAGUCCGACCCAGUCCCACUGGCAGGGCAGAGUCUUUUCUCCAGCAGCAGUUCCACUUUGCCCUCAUGUGGCACUAGUUACUGACCGACUCUUCAGCACAGAAAGGAGCCACGUCUCCAGCUGCGACAUGACUUCAUCGGACAACGAUGAGAUGGGGAGUGACCUGUCUGAGUCUCUGGAGAUCCGUGAGCUCCAGGACCAGUACAUGGACCCAGAGACCUGCUUCAAGUCCAAAAGCUUACCCAUCCUGAAUGGACCCUGUCAGCCGGAUCGCAAGUCUGCGGAGACUCGGCUGGUCAACACCACCCACACCUGUGUGGCGGUGGAGGAGGGCAACGAGCUCCAGGCAAAAACCCCAGACUCAAGCCAGGCAGAGACUCCCUCCUCCAGGACAGACUUCUCCCCCUCUGCCUCCAGCAUGGUGGGGCUCAGCAGCUCAUUACCUGUGGAGGGCCACAGGGCUGCAGGUUCGGGGGGUAAAAAACUUGGUUUCUCUCUCACCCGCCUUAUCCGCAUCCCAGCCAGGAAGUAUGUGCGGGUCAUCCUAAGAGACUCUCGCUGCUUCCUGUUCUGCAUGUGCUACCUGACCUUCAUUCAGUCCCUGAUGGUUUCGGGCUACCUGAGCAGUGUCAUCACCACCAUUGAGAAGCGUUACAGUCUGCGCAGCUCUGAGUCUGGCCUGCUGGUCAGCUGUUUUGACAUCGGCAGCCUGCUGGUGGUGGUCUUCAUCUCCUACUUUGGGGGCAGAGGUCAGAGGCCGCGCUGGCUGGCUGUAGGUGGUGUGGUCAUCGCUGUGGGGGCAGCAUUGUUUUCCCUGCCCCACUUCAUCUCACCACCGUACCAGAUUCAGGAGAUGAACUCAUCAACGGGGCGUGAAGGCCUCUGUUUGAGUUGCAACAGCAGUGGGCGUGAGCUCGACGUGGCAUCGUGCCCUCGCGACCAGGAGGGCAAUGAGCACAACCUGUAUGUGACUCUGUUCAUCUGUGCUCAGAUACUUGUGGGCAUGGGGUCCACGCCAAUCUACACCCUGGGGCCCACCUACCUGGACGACAAUGUGAAGAAAGAAAAUGCAUCUCUCUACCUGGCCAUCAUGUAUGUGAUGGGAGCCCUGGGACCUGCAGCUGGCUACCUGCUAGGAGGUGUCCUCAUCGGCUUCUACGUCGACCCCAAAACUGUAGUAAACAUCGACCAGAGUGACCCCCGCUUUGUCGGCAACUGGUGGAGCGGCUUUCUCUUGUGUGCCAUAGCCAUGCUUCUGGUCAUCUUUCCAAUGUUUGCCUUCCCCAAAAAGCUGCCCCCACGCCACAAAAAGAGGAAGAAGAAAAAGAUUGGCUCGCCAGACGACGUGUCCAGCGACGACGAUGUGAUGAAGGAGAAAUCCGGCAGCAAGGGCCAGAAUGUCUCCUCCUCCAUGGGCUUUGGAAAGGACAUCAAAGACCUGCCCAAGGCAGCCCUGAGGAUCCUCAGCAACAUGACCUUCCUGUUCGUCAGCCUGUCCUACACAGCAGAGUGCGCCAUCGUCACUGCCUUCAUCACCUUCAUCCCCAAGUUUAUUGAGUCACAGUUUGGUAUCCCCGCCUCCAACGCCAGCAUAUAUACUGGUGUGAUCAUCGUACCCAGUGCCGGGGUGGGCAUCGUGCUGGGGGGCUACAUCAUCAAGAAGCUGAAGCUUGGGGCCAGAGAGUCGGCCAAGCUGGCCAUGAUAUGCAGCGGCGUGUCUCUGCUCUGCUUCUCCACACUCUUCAUAGUGGGCUGUGAGAGCAUCAAUUUAGGAGGCAUCAACAUACCUUACACAACUGGUCCGACCCUGACGAUGACCCACAGGAACCUGACGGGCAGUUGCAACGUCAACUGUGGAUGCAGGAUCCAUGAGUACGCUCCGGUCUGCGGCUCUGACGGCAUUACCUACUUCAACCCCUGUCUGGCUGGAUGCAGCACAGUGGGCAACGACAGCACUGGGAUUAGAAACUACACAGACUGUGGCUGUGUGCAGAGCAGACAGGUCAUCACUCCGUCCUCCGGCGGCCAGGUCAACCAGCUCCAGCUGGUCAUCGUUAAAACCUACCUGAACGAGAACGGCUACGCUGUGUCGGGGAAGUGCGACCGCACCUGCAACACUCUCAUCCCUUUCCUCAUCUUCCUCUUUAUCGUUACUCUUAUCACCGCCUGUGCCCAGCCCUCUGCCAUCAUCGUCACACUCAGGUCUGUUGAUGAACAGGAGAGGCCUUUUGCUCUUGGGAUGCAGUUUGUCUUGCUCCGAACUCUUGCCUACAUCCCCACGCCCAUCUACUUUGGUGCUGUGAUCGACACCACUUGCAUGCUGUGGCAGCAGGACUGCGGCGUGCACGGCUCCUGCUGGGAAUACGACGUCACCUCCUUCCGCUUCGUCUACUUCGGCCUGGCCGCCAGCCUCAAGUUCGUUGGCUUCAUCUUCAUCUUCCUCACCUGGUACUCCAUCAAGCACAAGGAGGAUCGGGCCGAGCGCUGGCGCCAGCACCUGCCUCCGCUGGGCACCGUCAGCGAGCUCAUCUGCCACGCUGGAGGCCACAAAAGCCACGCGCGCACCCGCUCCUGCCCCGUGUUCAUCCCGCCCCGGCCGGACCCGCCCGCCGCCCUGCUGCUCAACCGUGGCCACAGCAGCCUCAGCUGCCCCGGCAACGCCCUCAAAGCAAUAACCCCGCCCAUCCUCUUGCCGCAUCACCACAGAGGCUUCGCACACGUCUGAGAGCGCUCCAAGCCUCCCUCUGGGGUCCAUUGUGACUUGUGCCUUCCUGUUUGUGUUUCUGCGCCACACAGUGUCUGCUUCACACCAAUCAGACGCCAGGCGGGGCUCCACAGCUGCUGUAGGACUGACAGGCAGAGACACAGGUGCGGCCACCAUAUUUAAAGGGCUGCUCGUUGUUGUUUAUAAUAACAGGAGACUGACAGAUUUGAUUCUGAGCAUAUCAUCAGCUGCAGCCACACACAGCAUCCACACUGAUGCUCAGACCUCCACGCGACGGUUGGGACGAUGUAAAGACAUCACAUGGUGCUACUGUUAAAGGGCAGGGCAUUAAAAUCUCUGAACAGACAGAUGAGUCAUCAUCAACACGGCCUCUAAAGCACAACUGAUAAACCUGUACUAUGCAAGAUCCAGUGUACAGCUCCUCCCUCCUCAGUACUGUACAGCUCCCUCUGUAUUACACAUCUGUACCUCCUUUUCUCCCCCUUUCAUUCUUACAUGUCAUCGGCUCAGCCAUAACCCCAUCGUCCCUCACAGUCUGAGCUGUGAACAUAUCAGCAACCUCUCCUGUAUUCGAGCCAUUCCACCUGCUCUCCUGUCUGGUCUUGUUCGGACCUUCACAAUUUAAAAAAACUGGGAUUUCUAAAAAUCCCCUCACCUCUUUUUUUUUUUUAAAUUCCUUUUUCGUAACAGUGCCUCUCAGGCUGCCUCGGCCAGUCCAGUAUACAAAGCUAGCUACCAGGGUACACGCUAGCUACCGAAAAGCCAGUCACUGUCCUCUCAGUUGAGCGACAGUAUCCUGCUUCGUUGCCCUCAGCUUCUGUGUUCGGUGGACGAAGCUCCUCGCCUUGGCAAGGUAACCAUGUAGCUUAAAGCCGACAAGCACCAAUGGUACAGCGACUUCUAUGAAACCUAUGUGUCAUCACACUACUUUGUUAUUACAACAUGUAAUAAUCAGCCUCACGGCGAACAGGAGAACGGAACAAGAAAGGUUAUCUCAUCUCUGACCAUGUGCUGAAGCUACUGUAUGUCCAAAAGAUGUGAUUGUACUUGUAACUGGAAAUGUGACAAUGGAGAUUUUAAAGAAUGUUUGCAGCAAAAUUUGAACCAUUUUUAAAACACAACUUCCUCAAAGUGAAACAAAUUUGUAUUUAACAAAAGGAUGCAUCAUUUUGGCUUUACAUUGUAAUGGCUUCUCCAUUCUAAUGGUCAUCAGAUGUACAUAGUAGUUAUCUUGUAGUCUAGGCUUUUAAGAAAGUAGUGCAGCAAGCAUGUGAAACUAUGAACCCCCCUUUUAAUCAGCGAGAGUAAUCUGAUGUUGAUCAUUCAGUUCCUGGGUGUUUGGCGCCCUCUAGUGGACAGAGAGAAGAUUGUGUGAAGGCCAGUGAAUGUUGCUGUUUGUCAGACCUACUGUAUAAAGCUCUUGGUUCAAAGGUUAAUUAUUUAACUUGAUCACUGCACUGAAUUCAGCACUCCAGUUUCCCAAAGAUAAACCUAGUUUGGUGGUGAAGUCUACAAUAUUCAGAAUAACAGAUGCCAUUUUUUUUAUUGAUUGUAAUUUUAUUUUACUUUCAUGUUAUUAAGUAUCUUAUGGAUUUACCUUCCAUUGAAUAGGGGAGGUGAUGUUUGAGAAAUGGAAGAGGUGGUUUCCAUGUUUAAAAAAAAACAACUUUUGUUCGAUAUCAUGUUUUGAAAACCACAUUUUCCUGAAGGGGAAUAUGAGAUAAGUCUAAUAAAGUUAUUGUAUUUUA